AUGGACGUGCAGGUGCAGCGGACGUUCACCAUACCCGCGCCGCCGUCGGAGCCGUCGGCGGAGGUGCCGCCCACCGUCUUCGACCUUGUCGCGCCGGCCUACCACGUCACCGUCCUCUUCGCCUACGCCCCGCCCAACCCCACCAACGCCGCACUCCUCGCCGCCCUCGCCGCCACCCUCCCGCGCUUCCCGCUCCUCACCGCCCGCCGCCUACUCGAUCAGAGCCGCCGGCCAAGCGCCGACCGCCCGCUCUUCGUCACGGGCAGGGGCGGCGCGGGCGCCCUCGUCGUGGAGGCCGCGGUGCCGUCGUCCCCGCUCGCGGACCACCUCCCGCUCGUCCCUUCGCCGGACCUCGAGCGCCUCCACCCGACGGUCGACAAGGACACGCCGCACGUGCUGCUGCUCCAGAUCAACCGCUUCGCGUGCGGCGGCCUCGUGAUCGCCUCGUCCUCGCACCACCAGGCUGCCGACGGAUACUCCAUGUCCACCUUCUUCCACGCGUGGGCCGACGCCGUUCGCGCCAGCGGUGCCACGGGCGCCCCGCCGCGAACCACCAUCGACCGCCCUCCAGUGCAGCCGUACGGGCCUGGCGCCGUCGUCCCGCGCCGCCCGCCGCGGUGCGAGUUCGAGCACCGCGGCGCCGAGUUCCUGCCGUCGGACGCCGCGCCCCGGCAGCCCCCCGCCAGCGUCCACCCCUCCGAGAUCGCCAACCUCCUGCUGCACUACACGGACGAGCACGUCGCCGAUCUCAAGGCCCGCGCUAGCAACAGGUACACGACCUUCGAGACCCUCUCCGCGCACCUCUGGCGGAAGAUCACGGCGGCGCGGGGCCGCGCCGAGGACCCCGCACGCACGGCGCUGAACGUGACGGUGAACGGCCGCGCGCGGCUCGGGGCCGACGCCCUGCCCAGGGGGUUCUUCGGGAACGCCGUGCUCACGGCGAGCUCCGGGACGAGCGCGCGGGACCUGGCGCGGGGCACCCUCGCCGACGCCGCGGCGAUGGUCCGGGCGGGCGUCCGCGCGCGCGACGGCCGGUACUUCCAGUCGUUCAUCGACUUCAGGGCGCUGCACGGCGGCGAGGAGGAGCUGGAGCCCACCGUCGGGGACGAGGACAACGUGCUGCUGCCGGACGUGGCGUCCGACAGCUGGCUGCACCUGGAGCUGCACCGGCUAGACUUUGGGUGUGGCGGGCCGCUGGUUGGGAUCCUGCCGGCACAUUCCCCGCUGGACGGGGUGGUGGUGCUGAUCCCCAGCUUGAGGAAAGGGGGAGGCGUGGAUGCCUUCGUGGCGCUGUUCGACAAGCAUGCCGAGGUGCUCAGGGACAUCGCCUACACCAUGGACUGAACCAUGAACUGAUGAACAAGACUCUGAAGCAGAUAGCGAACAAAAUUAG
This is a messenger RNA of Setaria italica (foxtail millet), 1393 nucleotides long. Its product is annotated as tryptamine hydroxycinnamoyltransferase 1. Lineage: Eukaryota; Viridiplantae; Streptophyta; Magnoliopsida; Poales; Poaceae. The coding region runs from base 1 to 1344 and encodes 447 amino acids. Gene Ontology annotation, molecular function: acyltransferase activity, transferring groups other than amino-acyl groups. The record is from RefSeq and is a predicted model, not a curated record. The transcript has a single exon.